Messenger RNA from Drosophila rhopaloa, 4189 nucleotides. Its product is annotated as chitin-binding domain protein cbd-1. NCBI's taxonomy places the organism in Eukaryota, Metazoa, Arthropoda, Insecta, Diptera, Drosophilidae. Gene Ontology annotation, molecular function: chitin binding. Bases 33 to 4043 code for a protein of 1336 amino acids. Gene Ontology annotation, cellular component: extracellular region. The transcript has 11 exons. The record is from RefSeq and is a predicted model, not a curated record.
CCGUCACAAGUGGAAUAAUACAAGUGAACAAGAUGAAAGUUACUCUACUAGCUGUGGUGACACUCACUACAGUGGCUGCCCUCGUUGGAGCCGCCGACCCAGAAUGCAUAUACCGGAAAAUUCGGGGCCUCUCGACGCACUGGCCAAAACCCUUGAGUUGCUCCAGCUACUACCGAUGCUCCUCGAAGAACAACGUUCGCACGGUGACAUGUCCGGUGGGCAAGGAGUAUAACCCUAAGAACGGUAAAUGCUCCAAUGCAGGACGCAGUCUGUGCAAGCUCAGCCUGGUAGCUCCUCUCGCCGAGACCACCAAUGUGUGCUCCAAGGAGGUGAACGGUGCUUACCUGGCCAAAAGCGGUACUUGUGCUGAGUUCUACAUCUGCGACGAGCAGUUGGCCUACCCGCAAAAGUGCGAUUCCGGCAGUUAUUUCAACGAGACGUUGAGUGCCUGUCUUCCGGAUCCGGCGUCCACUUGCUGGCAGAACCUGUGUAUCGGUAAGGCGAGCGGAGUUUCCCUGGCAAACAAGGACAACUGCGGCAGCUACUACGUGUGCUCGGAUGCGGAAGCCACCCUCCAGACUUGCCCCUCGGGCAGCUUCUUCAACACUACUGUUGAUGCCUGCACCGUCGAUACUGGAAACUCCCAAUGCUGGGUGAACUACUGCAUUGGAAAGGCUGAUGGAUCCGCUGUGGCCGAUAAGUCCAGCUGUUCCCUGUUUUACGUGUGCUCCGACAACACGGCCACCGCCCAGGAGUGUCCCGAAGGCAGCCAUUUCGAAAAUACCGACUGGGGCUGUGUUCCCGGCGAAUGUUCCACGGAGUCAACCACCGAACCCUGUGAAGAUAUAACAACCACGACCACCGAACCCUGUGAAGAUGUAACAACCACGACCACCGAACCCUGUGAAGAUGUAACAACCACGACCACCGAACCCUGUGAAGAUUCAACAACCACGGAACCUCCUACAUCCUGCGACUGUGGUGAUGUUAAAAAUUCCGACAUUAUUUCCGAUGCCGACAAUUGCCGCAAGUACUUCAUCUGCACCGACGGCGCCCUAAAGGCCGGAGAUUGCGGAAAGGGCAACUUGUUUAAUUCCACCCUCAAGGUUUGCGUGGUGGACGAGAAGAACGAGUGCUGUGUGGCGGAUUGCGCGGAAGGAGCCACGGAAGUGGAUCCCCAGGACUGCAGCAAGUACUUGAAGUGUGUCAAUGGCGAAUGGACAUCAACCCCCUGUGAAGGUGGUAGUUAUUACAACUCGCUUCUGAACAUUUGCGAAGUGGAUGAAAAUAAAGUGUGCAUUGGAGCCACGACCACCACUAACCAGUGCAACGCCCGAGAUCCCCCAGCCAGUGGCAAGAACUGCUGGAGCUACCAGGCCUGCAUCGAUGGCCAGUGGCAGGACGAGACCUGCCUCAAGGACUACUACUUCGACGCCUCCGUGGGCAUUUGCCGCGAGGACUCCGACCACGUUUGCCCCGAGAACAGAUCGAGUGGAUCGCGCCAGAAGCGAAGUGUGGAGGACUGCACCUGCGAGGGUGGCAUCGAGCAGGGAAGCAUCGUUAGUCACCCCACCGAUUGCGACAAGUACCUGAUCUGCGAGAAUGGCCAGCUGGUGGAGGGCUUGUGCGGCGUGGGCAAUGUCUUCAAGAACUGCAGCGGCGUCUGUGCUCCGGACACCAAGGCCACCUGUUGGGUGUGUUCCAACAAGCCAAAUGGCUACCAGAUGCCGAAUCCGACCGACUGCACCAGCUAUUUGACCUGCUGGAACGGCCUGGCCACGGAGCACUUCUGUGAAGCCGAUGAGUGGUACAAUGGCGCUGGUGAGUGCGCCAUCGAUGUGAAUGCCAAGUGCAUCAAUCCUUGCACCUGCGGAAACGGCAACGUCGCCCAUCCCAUUUGCACCAAGUACUUCCAGUGCACGGACGGAGUGGCCCAAGCGGUUCAGUGCCCCUCUGGCGAGGCUUUCGAUUCCUCCACUGGUCUGUGCUCCGCAACCGUGGCGUGCUCGGCCAAGAACUGCGCCACCGCCUCUGAUGACACCACCUAUCCCGUGGCUGGAGAUUCCACCAAGUUUUACCUGUGCCGCAAUAACGUGGCGACCAUUGCGUCCUGCCCGGCUAACUCUGCAUAUGACGUAGACCUGGGCAUAUGCCAGUCCCAGCCCAGUACCGAUUGCGACCAGACCGUGUGCAAGACUGCCGCUGAGUGGUCGGCAUAUCCCUCUCUAAGUAAUGACUCCUCGACUUUCUGUGAGUGCCAAGAUGGUGGCGGAUAUAUCAACUCCUGCCCCACGGGCUUGUUCUUCGACGAAGCUGAAGCGAUAUGCACUUUCACAGGAAACUGUGAUCCUCGGGAGUGCAAGGGUGAGUCGGAGUACUAUGUUUCCCAGGACUACGAGGACCCGAAUAGUUUCUGCUUGUGCCGAGCCAACGAACCCGUCUCAGUGCCCUGCCCCAUCGGCUACACUUUUGACAGCAAGGAACUUCAAUGCGUCCUCAUUCCCCAGGCUGAUCCACGUUGCUGCCGCAAUGGCUGCGUGGGAAAGUCUGACUUCACUUAUCUUCCGGCCUUGGAUACCACCGACGGCUUCUGUGUCUGCGUGGAUGAGGUUCCCAAGUAUACCAGCUGCCCAGCCGAUUCCCAAUAUGACACCGAGCUGGGUGCCUGCUUUAACACUGGGAGCGAAACCACUUGCGAAAAGAAUGUCUGCGAUGCCACCGCGUGUGAGACCAAGCCCGAUUACGAUACCUUCUCCGUUGAGGGCGAACCUUCUGCCUUCUGCUACUGCCUCGAUUAUUGCCCAAUCUAUAGGGUCUGUUCCAAUGACCUGGUCUACGACCCUGAACAAGCAAUUUGCACGGAGCCAGUGGAUCCCUGUGCUGUCUCCAAAUGCGAUGCCGAAAAAUGUGAUGUCUUGUCGGAAUACACUCCUUACCUGCCCAACGAGGGAGUGGAUGGCUUCUGCUAUUGCGAGGGUGGUCUGCCUAACUUCUUACUCUGUCCCAAUGACCAGGAGUUCUCUACAUCCCUGGGAAUUUGCCAAACGCCUGUGGACAACAGUGCGGCCUGCGAAUGCGAUGCUAGCAAGUGCGCCACCUUGAGCGACUACGUGCCCUUCCCAACUAAUUCGGCCAGCGAGAAUAGCGACUCCUUCUGCUACUGUGAAAACGACGAGGUGUUCCUGGGCAAGUGCAGCGCCGAUAUGGUGUUCUUUCCGAAAGAGGAGCGCUGCGGACCGGUGGCGGCAUCCGAGUGCGUUUGCGAAGCGGGUAAAUGCGACAACAGCGACGACUAUUACGCCUAUGGGGCUCUAAAUACGGUUGAGGGCUUCUGCCUGUGCGUGAUCGGAACUCCGGUGUUCAAUGAUUGCCCGGAGGGUGCCAGUUUCGACAGCGAUCUAGCGGCCUGCGUGGGGGGCACCACCAAGAUCACUGCCUCCAGCAUCUGCGAUCACAGCCGAUGCAAUAACCGUGCCCUUCUGGCCGCACCCUUUGCCGCCAUCAAUACGACCAGUGGAUACUGCAGCUGCCAGGAUGUGGGCGUAUCCACCUUCGUCAGUUGUGCGGACGAACAUGUUUACGAGCAGAGCAUGGGAUCCUGUGUGAUCGCUUCUUGCGAUUACACCAACUGUUUGAAUCGAGCUCCGUUCGAAGCCUUCGAGGCGAUGAACACCACUGAAGGAUUCUGCUCCUGCGACGGUGUGCCCUCCUUCCAUCACUGCGAAAAGGGAUUCGUGUUCGACAAAGUCCAGGGAUUGUGCCAGCUGAAGAACGUUAUUGCGAUGAUCUCCUGCAACCUUCAGGAGUGCCUCAAGCGAGGGCAAUUCGAGCCCUUUGCCGCCGAAAACACCAAGUCCGGAUUCUGCUCCUGCGAUGACCAGCAGAAGAUCAGCGUCACCUACCAUCCCUGCGCCUUGGGACAGAUCUUCGACCCCGAACUCGGCCUGUGCGCGAGCCACAGCAUCCAGAAGCGUUCCGUGGAGGCGGAGGAAAACGUAAGGUCCCUCUCCUUGUUCAAGAAAUACUUCCCGAAACUGUUCUAAGCCAGCUUUGGGCUAGCUUUUUAUACUCUUACUCUACCUUAUGACAUUAGUUGUUAUUUAUGAGUUAUGUUUAAUGUGAAUGUUCCGCUUGUUCCACUUCUAUACGUAUUAAAUACCCAAUAAUGUAUUUUACCCACAUAUACGCU